AUGGAACAUGACGCCGGAAUCUCAACCGUGCAUACAACCUGUUUUCCCAGGCUGUUCUUGGGAUUGUUGGAUUCCAGAAUACCCGGUUCCGAGAGCACCAGGUAUAUGUACCGACUUCCUCCCGUUCCUUGUGUUGAUACCUUUCGUCUCCUUCAAUUCAGGUAUCGGAUAAAUCAACACGUAGUCGGCUCAUAUUUCUCCUCAGCCUUCCAUCCUCCUCCGCGAUCAUCACCAUGCAGAUCCAGAACGUCCCUCCUCUACUCUCUCCUUGCUGCGGUUCCAAGUUUUGCUCAAGAGGAAUCCUCCACCGCAGUUGGAUCCGCCGCUUCUGAAGCUGCCAGUCGUCUCAGCACUGCAGCAUCGGCCGCCUCUUCCCAGGUUAGCGUACAAGCUUCGAUUACUUCUGAAGUCGCCGCUUCUGUCUCAUCCGCCUCCGAAUCCACCGCCUCUACUCAAGAAUCCAUUGCUUCCAGCCUGAGCUCCGCGGAAGCUACUGGCGCUACCGGUGCAGCAUCCUCGCUCUCGGCUCUGAGUACCUCGGCCAGUUCUGUUCUCGCCAGUCUCAGCAGUGACGCCGCCAGUGCUCUGAGUAGUGCCACCAGCGCUGCAAGCUCUUCCGCCUCUUCUGCUUCAUCUGCCGUCUCCUCCGCCGUCUCUUCCCUGGCUAGUGCCGCCACUGAAACAAGUACUGACAAUGCCGCCGCCGCUGCUGCUCUGCCAACUGGUUUGAGCGGUGCCGCUGGUGUUGCCCUGUUGGGCCUUGCAGCUUUGUUGUAA
Molecule: messenger RNA, 777 nt
Organism: Rhinocladiella mackenziei CBS 650.93
Lineage: Eukaryota; Fungi; Ascomycota; Eurotiomycetes; Chaetothyriales; Herpotrichiellaceae
Exons: 1
Coding region: 1-777 (258 amino acids)
Source: RefSeq, a predicted model, not a curated record